Molecule: messenger RNA, 2380 nt
Organism: Venturia canescens
Lineage: Eukaryota; Metazoa; Arthropoda; Insecta; Hymenoptera; Ichneumonidae
Gene: Cln3
Product: CLN3 lysosomal/endosomal transmembrane protein, battenin
Exons: 7
Coding region: 154-1407 (417 amino acids)
Biological process (GO): regulation of intracellular pH; lysosome organization
Cellular component (GO): membrane; lysosome
Source: RefSeq, a predicted model, not a curated record
AUGUGCGCGAUUUUUCGAGACGAGUGCUUCCGUCGUUGAACUAAUUUAAAGAAGGCAAAUACAUCUAUAAUAAACAAACCAAAUAAGGGCUAUUCGCCAUAUUUGUAGAAACAUUCCAAGCACAAACAACAAAUGAUUAAAUAAUAAGCUGACAUGGAUAUCCCGUCACAAGCUACAAAAUGUGCAGAGAGCGAUACAAAAUCGCAGGAACGUGAAGCUAAAAUAGCGAGAUGGCGAAAUAUAAUUGCCUUUUGGUUGCUCGGACUGUGCAACAAUUAUGGCUACGUUGUGAUGCUGAGCGCCGCACACGACAUUCUGGAAGCGAAAUUCAGCGACCAUAAGCACACAGAGACAGCGGUCGUUAACGCAACCAUAGCGGAUCCUACGUCACGUCAAUGCAACGCAGUAUCGACGGGAGCUAUUUUGCUGGCAGAUAUAUUGCCUUCUUUGACUAUCAAACUAUUAGCACCAUUUUUGCCAUUUUUUGUCAACGUCCGGAUGGCCACGUGUGUGGGAUUAUCGAUACUGAGCUUCCUGGCAGUUUCGUUUGGCCAGGUCCAAUGGGUGACGAUAAUGGGGGUCGUGUUGACGUCUCUUUCCUCAGGAUUCGGUGAGGCAACGAUAAUAAGUCUCGGUCAUAAGUACGGAAGGGAUGGAAUAGCGGCGUGGUCAUCCGGCACCGGGGGUGCUGGGAUAGUCGGUGCAUUUUCUUACGCCGCUCUGAGGGUCGUGAUGUCAACCGAACAAGCACUUCUGGUCAUGCUCGUCGUACCGGUUGCCCAGGCUGCUGCGUUUUGGCUUGUCAUGAUCGAACCCCACGAGAGUACUUUAGUGGCGAAGUACGCUCUCGAGAGUCAAGAAGAAAUAAUAAAAGCUCCUAACAAAACUCUCCGUGAGAAAUUCGCCCUGGUACCGACGGUCAUCAAAUACAUCGUGCCACUCGGGCUCGUUUAUCUUUUCGAGUAUUUCAUCAAUCAGGGAUUGUACGAGUUGAUCCAAUUCGAUAAUAUUUGGUUGACGCACGAAGACCAAUAUCGAUGGCUCCAAGCAGACUAUCAAAUCGGAGUUUUUAUUUCACGCUCCUCCGCUGGAUUCGUCACGUUCAAACGAAUUUGGCUCAUGGCUCUUUUCCAGUUUAUCAACGUCAUUCUCUUCCUGACCGAGAGCAUUUUCUAUUAUAUUCCAAACAUCUGGAUCGUUUUUAUCCUCGUUCUGUGGGAAGGUCUUCUCGGCGGUGGUGCUUACGUUAAUACGUUCUACAAAAUGACAGACGAGGUACCAUCGAACGAUCUCAAAGUCUCACUGGGAAUCGUGAGCAUGUCCGACUCGUUGGGAAUUGCUUUGUCUGGAUGGAUAUCGAUAGUGGCGCACACAGCAAUAUGCAAAUUACCGAAAUCAGUUCGAUGAUGUUAACGAAAAAUGUCCUUCGUAGCUCUGGAUUUGCGAAUUGUAUAGAUGGACGAUCGACUGCCUUCGGGUCGCACGGGACCGCCAACUUCGACGGUAAAUCAACGGAAAAGACAAAAUAAAAAACAAACGAAAAAAUAACACAAAAAUGAUAAUGUACAUGAAUUAAUGCAAUUGUAGAAAAAUUAGUAAAUUAUCUUUCAUAGUACAAAUGGAAAAAUUAUGAAAAAGAAAUGAACGAAAUCGGAGUUACAUUCUGAAAAGAUGCAAACCGCAUGAAAAAAUAUCUUGGCGAACUUCAAAAACGGUCAACUGUGAAAGCAAAAUUAAAAUAAAAAAUAUUUUUCUAUUCAAUCACUGAAUUCGGCCGUAGAAAAGAGUGUGAAUAAAAUUCUUGACUUCAUCUUUCUCCGAACGAAAAUAUAUUCGUUUACCAAAAGCCAAAAUAAUCGAAGAAACUUGCAACUGAAAUUUGCAUUACAAAAUUCUUAACAUAUCGUCGAAUCAUGUAGAAAUAAGUUCUUCAAUAUUUCAAAAUACUUAGUAUAAGUGGUUUGUACAUAUUACAAAAAUGACAAUACAGUACAGAAUAAUAGGCCCGACUUGUGCGAUGAUUGUUGAAAUUAUGAAAAUGUUGGAAUUUCAGAAAAUUUUUUUUCUCGUUUAUUUCUUAGAUCGAUUUCGUACGAUUUACUUGCAAAUAUUUCUUUCACACUUCGCGUUUUUUCACUCUCGAAAAUUUAUUUUUCUACCACCUUAGCCUGAUAUGUAAAAAAAUGUCUGCGCAUUUUCUGUCCUUUCGUAUUUUUCUUUGCUCGAACACUGCAUAGAAUUUUCUCGAUUUCGCAUUUUAAUUGUCUUUCAUAGGAACCUCGUUGAUUAUUAUUAAAUUAAUAUUAAUAUUGUUGUUAUUAUUAGUAUUAUUGUUGUCGUUAAUUGUAUUAGCGUAAUAAUUAUUUGGAAAUUAGUUGUA